Cydia amplana is the source of this 1538-nucleotide messenger RNA. Its product is annotated as alpha-amylase 2-like. Bases 36 to 1538 code for a protein of 500 amino acids. Gene Ontology annotation, molecular function: cation binding; alpha-amylase activity. Gene Ontology annotation, biological process: carbohydrate metabolic process. The transcript is spliced from 8 exons. The record is from RefSeq and is a predicted model, not a curated record. NCBI's taxonomy places the organism in Eukaryota, Metazoa, Arthropoda, Insecta, Lepidoptera, Tortricidae.
GUAUCAAACAUACCGGGGCUACAAGCAGGUCCGUAAUGUUUCGUAUAGCCGUCCUCCUUCUGGGCCUAGGCCAGGCAUUGGCCUACAAGAAUCCGUACUAUGCGGAAGGCCAUUCCACCAUGGUGCACCUGUUCGAGUGGAAAUGGGAUGACAUCGCUGAUGAAUGCGAGCGGUUUCUCGGCCCGAAGGGAUACGGUGGUAUUCAGAUUUCUCCACCCAACGAAAAUGUAAUAAUCUUGGCCCAAAACCGCCCCUGGUGGGAGCGCUACCAGCCAAUUUCCUACAAAUUAGUAACUCGAUCGGGCGACGAGCAACAGUUCUCGGACAUGGUCCGCCGAUGCAAUAAUGCUGGAGUAAGAAUUUACGUCGAUGCUGUCAUCAACCACAUGACAGGUGAACCUGCAGAUAACGUAGGCACUGGUGGCAGUACUGCCAACUUCCAAGAGUGGGAUUAUCCAGCUGUCCCGUAUUCUGCUCAGGACUUCAACUGGCCGAUUUGUGGCAUUCAUGGGUGGGAUUAUGGGUGCUGUGCUGAUAGAGUGCGGAAUUGCGAGUUGGUGGGACUAAAGGAUUUGAAUCAGAAAUCAGAACAUGUGCGUCAAAUGAUACUUGAUUUCAUGAACAAACUUAUCGAUUUGGGCGUUGCUGGAUUCAGAAUUGAUGCAGCCAAACACAUGUGGCCAGAAGACCUCCGCAUCAUUUACGACGGACUCCACGACUUAAACACAGACCACGGCUUUCCUUCAGGAGCUCGCCCUUACAUCUACCAAGAAGUCAUCGAUUUCGGAGGAGAAGCUAUCUCACGAUACGAAUACACCAGUUUAGCUGCUGUAACCGAGUUUAAAUUUGGACUUGAACUGGGCAGAUUGUUCUCAGGGUUGAACCAGCUGAGAUGGUUGGAUAGCUGGGGUCCUGUUUGGGGUCUUCUUCCUCACGAAGAUGCACUUGUUUUUGUUGAUAACCACGAUAACCAAAGAGGCCAUGGAGGUGGCGGUGAGAUCCUGACAUAUAAGAGAGCUAAACAGUACAAGGGAGCAACAGCGUUCAUGUUGGCUCACCCGUAUGGAGAGCCGCAGCUGAUGAGCAGUUUUGACUUUACUGAUAGUGAAAUUGGGCCGCCUAUGGACUCUGCUGGGAAUAUUAUUUCACCUUCCAUUAAUUCAGAUGAUACUUGCGGCAACGGCUGGGUGUGCGAGCACCGCUGGCGUCAGAUGUACAACAUGGUCGGGUUCAGAAACAUCGCCGCUGGCACCAACGUCAGCGACUGGUGGGACAACGGCAGCAACCAGAUCGCCUUCUGCCGCGGAAACCGGGCUUUCAUUGCUUUCAACAACGAUAACUGGGAUCUGAACCAUAUUAUACAGACAUGCUUGCCACCCGGCUUAUACUGCGACGUGAUCUCCGGAUCCAGGACAGAGGAUAACCGCUGUUCGGGCAAACUCGUCGCCGUGGCCAGUGAUGGCCGUGCGCAUAUCUAUGUGGCACCGCACGAGUUGGACAUGAUGCUGGCCAUCCAUGUUGGCAGUGAAGUGAGUUAA